Messenger RNA from Baudoinia panamericana UAMH 10762, 1585 nucleotides. RefSeq lists its product as uncharacterized. The transcript has 3 exons. Lineage: Eukaryota; Fungi; Ascomycota; Dothideomycetes; Mycosphaerellales; Teratosphaeriaceae. The record is from RefSeq and is a predicted model, not a curated record. Gene Ontology annotation, biological process: DNA repair. Gene Ontology annotation, molecular function: polynucleotide 3'-phosphatase activity; ATP-dependent polydeoxyribonucleotide 5'-hydroxyl-kinase activity; double-stranded DNA binding. Bases 58 to 1380 code for a protein of 440 amino acids.
GUACGUUGCUACAAGCGUCCCGUCAAACUAGAACGGAAGUACUGGAGCUGUAUGACUAUGCCGCCGUCCACACUGAAGCGAGUCACAUCGACAGAUCGAGACGUGUCGCCGCCGCCAGCCAAACGAAGGGCUGUGGCAACAACGGCUGCGAACUUCUUCACUCCAACCUCCCAGAAAGCGCCGGAGAAGGUUACCUUCCAUGUACUGCAUGACACGCUUCUGGUUGGCCGUUAUAAUGAGAGACCAACCAUUUCAAAACUUGUAAAGAUUGCUGCCUUUGACUUCGAUGACACAUUGGUCAUGACGAAGUCGAAGAACAGGUUUGCCAGAGGAGCAGACGACUGGCAAUGGUGGCAUACGACUGUCCCAUCCCGCCUGAAGAAGCUCCAUCAGGACGGCUACGUGAUUGUCGUCAUGUCAAACCAAGCUGCGGUCAGUCUACGCCCCACCAGUAAGACACCGAAAGAGGGCAUGCGCAGUCUCAACAACCUCAAAGGCCGAGUUACUGCUGUACUGAAUGCGCUAGAUUUGCCAAUCACUGUAUAUGCGGCUACUGAUCACGACAUCUUCCGGAAACCUAGACCUGGCAUGUGGGAGCAAAUGCUUAGAGACCAUGGUUUGUUGGAUGCGGGUGACAUAGACCACGAGAAAUGCAUCUUCGUUGGCGAUGCAGCAGGUCGAGAGGCGGAUAAAGCUGCUGGCAUUCGGAAAGAUCACUCAUGCUGCGAUCGCGAUUUCGCUGCGAACGUCAAUAUGCCGUUCCGCACUCCGGAAGAAUACUUCCUUGGAGAGAGGGUGAAGCCAUUCGUGCGCGGUUUCGACCCAGCCGCAUAUGUUGCAUCCAGGCCGACGUCUGAAAUAGACCGCAGCAAUUUCGCUAAGAAGCACGAUGUGGAGAUAGUUCUCCUCUGCGGCAGUCCUGGAGCCGGGAAGUCCACAUUUUAUUGGCAGCACCUGCAACCUCUUGGCUACGAGCGGGUGAACCAGGACAUACUGAAAACCCGCGAGAAGUGCAUGAAGGUUGCAGCAGAAUACGUGUCGAGCGGUCACUCUGUCGCUGUCGACAACACCAACGCAGAUAUUGAGACUAGGGCGGCUUGGGUGGGCCUGUCGAAGCAACUGAAGGUUCCCAUUCGUCUUGUUCAUUUCACAGCGUCUGCAAAGCUCUGCGAACACAACGAUACUGUGCGAGCCUUGGCUGGGGACUUGAUGAAUCCCGAGAAGAGGACGAUGCUUCCGAAAUUGGCAUUCACGGGGUACGCUGCUCGAUAUCGCGAACCGAAGGUAGAGGAAGGCUUCGAUGACAUAACAGAGAACGACUUCAAGUUUGAAGGCUCGGAAGCACAGAAAGCACAAUGGGUGAGAUAUUGGGUGUCGUAACUUUAUUCCUUGAUAGUUGCUGAUAGCAUGGUCUCCGAAACCGUCCGAAAACUUCUUGCCACCAAUGGAGAAGCUCGGCAACCAGGCUCCGCUGUGCUCGGAAGAGGACGUCGUGUGCCCCAGCUCCAGACGGGGAAGUCGUCCGCAGGGCACAGCAGCACGCGGACUUCCAAGAACCUGGUACAGGGGACUGCCAUUCUACGGU